Molecule: messenger RNA, 1569 nt
Organism: Saccharomyces paradoxus
Lineage: Eukaryota; Fungi; Ascomycota; Saccharomycetes; Saccharomycetales; Saccharomycetaceae
Gene: DBP3
Product: RNA-dependent ATPase DBP3
Exons: 1
Coding region: 1-1569 (522 amino acids)
Biological process (GO): rRNA processing
Cellular component (GO): nucleolus
Molecular function (GO): RNA binding; RNA helicase activity; ATP binding
Source: RefSeq, a predicted model, not a curated record
AUGACAAAGGAAGAAAUUGAAGACAAGAAGAGAAAAGUUGUAGACGAAGAGGUAAUUGAAAAGAAGAGUAAGAAACACAAGAAGGAUAAGAAGGAAAAGAAGGAAAAGAAGGAAAAGAAGCAUAAAAAGCAUAAAAAGGAGAAGAAGAGCGACAAGGAAGACGAAGUACCAAAGAAAGAAUCGAAAAAGAAACCAGAGACUACUUCUGCAGUGGCUAGUGAGUUUUAUGUUCAAAGCGAGGCAUUAACCACUGUUCCACAAUCUGAAAUUGACGAAUAUUUCAAGGAAAAUGAAAUCGCUGUUGAGGAUCCUCUAAACCUAGCCCUACGUCCGCUAUUAUCAUUUGAUUAUCUUUCCUUGGACCCCUCUAUUCAAGCAGAAAUUUCUAAGUUUCCAAAACCAACGCCCAUUCAAGCUGUAGCUUGGCCAUAUUUGUUGUCUGGUAAAGAUGUUGUCGGUGUUGCUGAGACUGGUUCUGGUAAGACAUUUGCUUUCGGUGUUCCAGCUAUCAGUCAUUUAAUGAAUGAUCAAAAGAAAAGAGGUAUACAGGUUUUAGUCAUUUCUCCAACUAGAGAACUGGCUUCCCAAAUUUACGAUAACUUGAUUGUAUUAACGGACAAAGUUGGUAUGCAAUGUUGUUGUGUUUACGGUGGUGUUCCAAAAGAUGAACAAAGAAUUCAACUAAAAAAGUCACAAGUGGUGGUUGCUACGCCUGGUAGAUUAUUAGACUUACUACAGGAAGGAUCCGUUGAUCUUUCUCAAGUAAACUACUUAGUACUAGAUGAGGCGGACAGAAUGUUGGAAAAAGGUUUCGAAGAAGACAUCAAGAAUAUCAUCAGAGAAACUGAUGCAUCCAAAAGACAAACUCUAAUGUUUACCGCUACUUGGCCAAAAGAAGUCCGUGAAUUAGCUUCUACAUUCAUGAAGAAUCCAACUAAGGUGUCUAUUGGUAAUACAGAUCAACUAACUGCUAACAAAAAAAUCACACAAAUUGUUGAAGUGGUGGACCCACGUGGAAAAGAAAGAAAGUUAUUGGAACUUUUGAAAAAGUACCACUCUGGUCCAAAAAAGAAUGAAAAGGUCUUGAUUUUUGCUCUUUAUAAAAAGGAAGCUGCUCGUGUUGAAAGAAAUUUGAAGUAUAAUGGAUACAAUGUUGCAGCUAUUCAUGGUGAUUUAUCCCAACAACAAAGAACGCAAGCUUUGAAUGAGUUCAAAAGCGGUAAGUCUAAUUUGCUAUUGGCCACUGACGUUGCAGCAAGAGGUUUGGAUAUACCAAAUGUUAAGACCGUUAUUAAUUUAACUUUUCCAUUGACUGUGGAGGACUAUGUCCAUAGAAUCGGUAGAACUGGUAGAGCUGGUCAAACAGGCACAGCCCACACUCUAUUCACUGAACAAGAAAAGCAUUUGGCUGGCGGGCUAGUUAACGUUUUAAAUGGUGCCAAUCAACCUGUUCCUGAGGAUUUGAUAAAGUUCGGUACUCACACUAAGAAGAAGGAACAUAGUGCUUACGGUUCAUUCUUUAAGGAUGUCGAUUUGACUAAGAAGCCAAAAAAGAUUACUUUCGAUUAG